This is a messenger RNA of Poecilia reticulata (guppy), 2504 nucleotides long. NCBI's taxonomy places the organism in Eukaryota, Metazoa, Chordata, Actinopteri, Cyprinodontiformes, Poeciliidae. The record is from RefSeq and is a predicted model, not a curated record.
UUCCAUUAUUUUUUUUUCUUCUCACGAGAUUUGGCAACUGUGUCCACUUCCUGUCACCAGCCGUUCGCAGCCAUGAUGCAGGAAGGGCUGGACGACGGACCCGACUUCCUCUCCGAGGAGGACCGGGGACCGCGAGCGGUAAACGUGGAUCUGGAAAUGGACGCCACGCUACAGGUGGACAUUUCUGAYGCGCUCAGUGAGAGGGACAAGGUGAAGUUUACCGUCCACACCAAGAGUACGCUCCCCAACUUCAAACAGAACGAGUUCUCUGUGGUCCGACAACAUGAAGAGUUCAUCUGGCUACACGACUCAUUCGUUGAAAAUGAAGACUAUGCAGGAUACAUCAUCCCUCCAGCCCCCCCCAGACCUGACUUUGAUGCAUCCAGAGAGAAGCUGCAGAAACUGGGGGAAGGAGAAGGAUCCAUGACCAAGGAGGAGUUCACCAAGAUGAAGCAAGAGCUGGAGGCGACAACGCUGCUGAGUGUACGAGGAAAGAACAAGAAGGAGAAACUGGAGGAUUUCUUUAAGAACGUUGUGAAGUCGGCUGAUGGUGUUCUAGUGGCUGGAGUCAAGGACGUGGAUGAUUUCUUUGAGCAUGAAAAGACGUUUCUACUAGAAUAUCACAACAGAGUCAAAGAUGCUUCGGCCAAAUGUGACAGAAUGAUCCGCUCACAUAAAAAUGCUGCUGAUGACAUGAACAGAAUCGCCUCCUCUCUGUACACAUUAGGAACACAGGACUCCACAGACCUCUGCAAGUUUUUCCUGAAGGUAUCAGAGCUAUUUGAGAAAACUAGAAAAAUUGAGGCUCGAGUUGCAGCAGAUGAAGACCUGAAGCUGGCUGACCUCCUCAAAUAUUACCUGAGGGAGUCACAGGCUGCUAAGGACCUGCUGUACCGGAGGAGCCGGGGCCUGGUGGACUAUGAGAACGCUAAUAAAGCUCUGGAUAAAGCGCGAGCUAAAAACAGAGAUGUUUUACAGGCAGAGACAAACCAGCAGCUUUGCUGCCACAAGUUUGAGAAGAUCUCYGAGUCUGCCAAGCAAGAGCUGAUAGAUUUCAAGACGAGAAGAGUGGCAGCUUUCAGGAAGAACCUGGUGGAGCUGGCAGAGCUGGAGCUCAAACAUGCCAAGGGUAACCUGCAGCUACUGCAGAGCUGUGUGGGCAUCCUGAAAGGUAACACUUAACCGUCCCGUCCUGCCUGCAGCCAGCUGGACACGCCCACUGUUAGGACGGAGCCUGUGAGAAUGGACAAAACACUGAGACGUGGACCAGAGAGACAGCUGGGGGUCAAAAAUGACACGAAGUCUGUUUUCUUCAUCAGUAACCAAACACAGUCUUCAACACUCUACUCACUAUCCCUAAAGCCACCCAUGCUUGUCCUUCUGGUUCAUCAUCAGAACCUCAGCACCGGCACUGGUCCUCUUGGCCGAAUGCAAGCCCUGCAACACUUUUAGCGUGCUUUCAUUCUAGUCUAUCACUUUAGGUAUUUUCUUGAUUUCUCCUGAACAUCCAUCAUUUGAAAGUCUUUAUCAUCACCCAGAGAACAAAUCCGGUCCAUCUGGGCUCUGCAGUCUGGAUGUAGUUCAGCUCUCAGCUGUAGUUGGACAUUUAUUAGUAGUUUUGCUGAGUUUAAGCACCGUUCUAAGAACUCUUUUAAAUACUCUACAUGAAAUAAAUUCACCAUAUAAUCUACAAAUAAAUGCAAUGAGAUGACAAAUAUGAUUUGCUGAUGUGUUCCAUAAUUGUCCACACUAUAAAGCAACCUGAUGCAGUAUAUAAAGUUACAUGAACGCCACUCGAAGGUUGAUAGUGAAAGCAGCAUGUUUAUCUGUACAAAAUGCCUCCAGUUUGUCAAAUAACCAUCAACUUAUUAACMCAACAGUAUCUAAAGAUGGCACAYGGAAGUAUUUUGUUCUUAAGUGAAUCAAAACAAUUGAUGAGAAAACAUAUCAACUAAUACAGCAAACAUCAUUAUAGGAACACAAAUAUUAACUAUUUUUAGCUUCUCACUCUUCUUCCACUUCUGCCAGAUUUUUCUCCUUACUGACAACACAUAUCUCCGUUGAUAAAUGUGUGUGUCACGCCGGGACGCUUUGUCCAUUUACAAAAUUAUUGAGAAGCAAAUCAGCAAAAAGACAAAACUACUUCAAUCCUGAAACGUUUCUGUUUUGCAUUAUUUUACUGACAAUACGUUUGCUUGUUACCCAUCAUGUCCCCGUCCACAUCUUCCUCCUCUGUUGUUUUGGUGACGCUUGUAUGUCUUUAUCUGUUUUAACGUGUUACUGCUGGUGUGUGCAGGUGGAAGCCGGCUCUUGGUUCCUGUUCUAGUUUAAGUGUCAUUUAAAAGAAAAAAAGAAAAAACUACAAAAAUUUACUUGUACUUGUUUGUAUUAACCAAUGAAUGCUAAUCGUCUGUUGCUUCGGUUUGUUUUCCAUUCCAGUCGAUGGUGGAGCUUCAGUCUUUUUGCCUUAAUGUCAGUCGUUCAGUUUAACUUUAUUUUUCAAA